AUGAAGGUGACUGUGAGAGAGACGAGCAUGAUAAUGAUUCGGCCUGCAGAAUGCAGGCCGCGGCAUAGCCUGUGGCUGUCGAACUUGGACCUUCUGCAGCUGAGAAAUCACGUCACUACAAUCUACGCAUACAACAAGCCAACAACAGCAGGAACUUCUGCUUUGUCCUUCGAGUUCUUCGACAUCAAAGUGCUGAAGGACGCUCUGAGCAAGGCCCUGGUGCCAUUCUAUCCGGUGGCAGGGAGGCUUGGGAGAGACGCUAAUGGGAGGCUCGAAUUGGAUUGCAACGGCGAAGGAGUUCUGUUACUUGAGGCGGAAACAGAGACUGCCCUAGCUGAGCUCGGGGAGUUCAUACCCGUGCCAGAUGGUAGAGAGUUCUCGCCCGGGCCAGAGGUUCAACUCACGGAGCUGGUUCCUAGAGUCGAUUACUCCAAAGGGGUUUCUUCUUACCCACUGCUGAUUCUCCAGGUAACAAGGUUCAAGUGUGGCGGAGUAUGUCUUGGAAUCGGAAUCCACCAUACUAUAGCCGAUGGGGAAUCAUCACUGAGCUUCAUCAACACUUGGGCGGACAUGGCUCGGGGUUUACCCCUAACAGCCACCCUGUUCUGGGACCGCACCAUUCUGAGAGCUCAACAACCAGCAACCCCGAAGUUUCACCAUACCGAGUACGACCCUCACCCUACCAUGAUGAUCGCUAACAACAGCGAGCAAAGAGCUCCGAAACCAGCUACCGUCGGCAUACUAAAGAUCACACCAGAGCAGCUCAACACCUUAAAGAUCAGGGCCAAUUCCAGAUACAGCACCUACGAGAUCUUGACAGCACAUAUAUGGCGCUGUGCAAGCAAAGCACGCGGCUUUGUUGAUGAACAGCCAACCAAACUGCAAAUAUCAGUUGAUGGAAGGUCAAGGCUCAACCCUCCAAUCCCUGCAGGGUACUUCGGCAAUGUGAUCUUUCACACCACACCAGUUGCUCCGGUGGGAGAGCUCAUCAGUGAGCCACUGGCACAAACAGUGGAGAGGAUUCGGCAGGCGAUAAGCAGGAUGAAUAACGAGUAUCUAAGGUCAGCUAUAGAUUACCUGGAAGAUCCAAGCAGUCCAGAAGGUAUCAUACGAGUUCCGGGCCACUGUCGAUCACCUAACCUGAAGGUGGUGAGCUGGAUGCGGCUUCCAUUCAAAAGUGCUGAUUUCGGAUGGGGAAGUUCCAUUCUAUUUCGCAAAGCAGAUAUCAGCGAAGGAACGGGGCUUAUCUUGCCUAGAAAUCCUGACGGAACUCUGUCCUUGGCGAUUUGCUUGGAAGCUGAUGUGAUGGAGCCUUUCAAGAAGCUGCUAUACGACUCUGCUGGUCCUUGA
This is a messenger RNA of Linum tenue, 1350 nucleotides long. Lineage: Eukaryota; Viridiplantae; Streptophyta; Magnoliopsida; Malpighiales; Linaceae. The record is from the annotation of a GenBank genome assembly.